GAGACAGUGUGGCGCUAGAAGCCGUAGUUUGUCCACGUUUUGAAAAUAAAUUUUCCAAUAAAUCUCAUAUUUUUCGUGGUGGAAAAUUAGUGAAAAUGGCUCAAUUUGAUUUAACAUCGCGCAAUUGCCAAUUCCUCGAUAGGCAUCUCACGUUUCCACUCCUGGAAUUCCUCUGUGACAAGAAUAUUUACAGCAAGGAAGUCUUGCUGGAGUACAUCCUGGAUACAGUGGGGAAGACUAAUAUGAUUGAUUAUACAAUGGACACGAGAAAACGCCUCAAUUUAGGCGAACAAAUGCCCGAAGAACUGGCCCAGAGACGUGCUAAAGUUCUCACAAAACUCAAAGAGUUGCAGAAUGAAAUUGCUCCACUGAUGAAAAUUGUGGAGGAUCUCAAAAAUACGGAUUCAAUGAAGGAUUCAAAGACUCUCCUCAAUGUUCUGCAGAAGGAAUUCAAUUUCAAAAUUGAGAUGUUGGACAGUGUGUACAAGUUGGCAAAAUAUCUCUAUGAAUGCGGCAAUUACGUGGAUUCCAUUUCCUAUUUGUACUUCUGCCUCCUCGUGAUGCAGCCGACGGAUAAGAAUUACCUCAAUGUCCUCUGGGGGAAGCUCGCAGCGGAGAUUUUAACGCUGAACUGGUCAUCUGCCCUUGAGGAUCUCAAUCGUCUGCGGGAGUACAUUGAUAACAGCAACUUUACGAAUGUCCAGGCACUGCAGCAGCGUACGUGGCUCAUUCACUGGAGUGUCCUGGUGUUCUUCAAUCACGCCAAGGGGAGGGAUCUCAUUAUUGACAUGUUCCUCUACAAGCCCCUCUAUCUCAAUGCAAUCCAGACAAUGUGCCCCCACAUCUUGCGCUACUUGGCCACAGCGGUGAUCAUCAAUCGUACCCACAGGAAUGCCCUGAAGGAUUUGAUUAAGGUCAUCCAGCAGGAAUCCUACACGUAUCGUGAUCCAAUUACGGAAUUCCUCGAGCAUCUCUACGUGAAUUUUGACUUUGAGAGCGCCCGGAUGAAGUUGCACGAAUGCCAGACGGUGAUCAUUAAUGAUUUCUUCAUCAUUGGCUGCCUCGCGGAAUUCGUUGAGAAUGCCCGUUUGAUGAUCUUUGAGACUUUCUGCAGGAUUCAUCAGUGCAUCACCAUCAGCAUGCUGGCUGAUAAGCUAAACAUGAAGCAGGAUGAGGCUGAAUGCUGGAUCGUCAAUCUCAUUCGCAAUGCACGUCUCGAUGCGAAGAUUGACUCAAAAUUGGGGCACGUUGUAAUGGGGACGCCUCCCUUGAGCCCCUAUCAGCAGCUUGUGGAGAAGAUUGACUCCCUGUGCGUACGCUCAGAGACCCUAACUGGCCUUGUGGAGCGUAAGUAUCGCGCCAAGAAUAACGACAGUGGAGACAACAACUGGAAGUACUACUCUUAGAGCGCCCCCAUCUCCCGAGUAUUUUACUGUAUUUUGUAAUAAAUUCUUUGGAUUUAUAUUUCAUCUGAAUAAAUUGAAAGGAAUACAAAAAAAAUAAAGAAA
Molecule: messenger RNA, 1508 nt
Organism: Lutzomyia longipalpis
Lineage: Eukaryota; Metazoa; Arthropoda; Insecta; Diptera; Psychodidae
Gene: eIF3e
Product: eukaryotic translation initiation factor 3 subunit E
Exons: 5
Coding region: 96-1406 (436 amino acids)
Biological process (GO): translational initiation
Cellular component (GO): cytoplasm; eukaryotic translation initiation factor 3 complex; nucleus
Molecular function (GO): translation initiation factor activity
Source: RefSeq, a predicted model, not a curated record